AUGCCUGCAACCUUGAGACCAUAUAUCCGAACGCUACUUCCAGAUUCCUCACCCCAUCUAUCUCUGAUCGAAUCGCAAACACCAGUAUCUCUGGGGCGUACCCAUACCGACAACCAGCUUUCUCACAUAUCCGUCGCUGGUACUUCAUCCAUCCUACAGAUCCCUUGGCCAGAGCGAUCCAUACUGCAAGCGGUCAAGAAAAAGACCUUAUCGCCUUACUGGGGCGAAGAGUUUAUGUUCAAUGUGGUCCCGAGCAGAGACCGCAUCACACUGCAGGUGUUCGACCACCACAGAUUCAUGUUGAAGAAGGCCGGGUUUCUGGGAAUGGUUGAGCUGAGUUUGAAGGACCUGGACAUUCCCGGCCCCAAUGAGGAGAUGAAACAGGAGAACUUCUCUCUCAAAGGCCGCAAAGGGGUCACCCAAAAGAAGAUCUCGGGCUCCCUUACUAUCCGUCUACAGUACUCGCGUGUCCCAGAGAACGAAGCUCCUCAGCGCAACACUACAAGUACGAACCCAGAACCGGCUGCUGCUUUGCCACCUACGUCGGAUGAUCUGUUUCAGGCACCCCCCAAUGCUAAUGUCCCGUCUACGACAUCGACUGCGGCAGCAAGCUCAAGUGCUGCAGGAGCGAGAGGCAAUGCGGAAGGCGCUGAGUCCGAAAGUGAGGGCGAACAGCAGGAGGAGCCCCUACCCGAGGGCUGGGAGGAGCGCGAGGACCAGAACGGACGCAUCUACUAUGUCGACCACAACACCAAAACCACCGCCUGGACUCGCCCCACGUCCACCAACACAGACAGCAUCCGCGAGGGCAGACAGCGUGACAACGCACAGGAACAGCAAAGUUUUGCCAAGCGCCACCGCACCAGCUUCACGUCCGAAAGCGGGGCGGGCAAGUCGGCGGUUCAGGAGGUGCAGGAGGGUAUGGCAGACAUGCGUAUGCACGAGGGAUCGUCCAGGGCUGGGGGGGCUUCAGCCGGAGCUUCGUCGAGCGGGACAUCCAGCAGAACGGGCUCAACAGGAGGGUCCAAGAAAUACGCCAGUGUGGCUGUAUCUGCUGAGGAAACUCCGCUGCCAGUCGGGUGGGAGAUGCGGUCUACGCCCGAGGGCAAAGUCUUCUUCGUCGAUCACAACACACGAGAAACGACCUGGCAGGAUCCGAGAAAACCCAAACCCACUCCAGGCGCCGACCAAGGAGGCGACAGCUCUGGUGGUGCAUCGACCCUCAAUACACCGACGACACGGAACAGGGCCAGUUCGAACCCGAACCUCGGCACACUGCCGCCCGGUUGGGAGGAGAGACGCACGCAUGACGGACGUAUCUUCUAUGUCAACCACAUCGAACGUACCACGCAGUGGGAGGAUCCUCGGCACCAGCACUCGUACUCACAGAACACCCCGGCUCAGGCCUAUGCGCGAGACUACCGGACUAAACUGGCCUACUUCAGGUCAAAGCUGCGCCAGCGUGAGGGCAAGGUGGAUAUCACCGUGGGCAGAAACGCUGUGUUUGAGGACUCGUUCCGUGAGGUGAUGAGGUACACGCCCGAUCAACUGCGCAAGCGACUGUGGAUCAAGUUCGAGGGCGAAGACGGUCUGGACUACGGAGGUUUGGCGCGAGAGUGGUUCUACCUGCUCUCCCAUUCCGCUUUCUCGCCAUACUACGGUCUCUUCGAGUACGCCGCCAGUGAUAUCUACACACUGCAGAUCAGUCCAAACUCGGGUAUCAAUCCCGAUCAUCUGCAGUACUUUGAGUUCAUCGGACGAAUUGUGGGAAUGGCGGUGUUCCACGGCAAGCUUAUUGACGCCUUCUUCAUCCCGCCGUUCUACCGUAAAAUGUUGGGCCGACCUAUGGAAUUCGAGGAUAUCCAGACUGUGGACAUUGAGUACUACCGCAGUUUGCGCUGGAUCCUGGACAACGACAUCACCGAUGUUCUGGACCUGACAUUCAGUGUGACGAAGGAGAACUUUGGAAACAUAGAGGAGAUUGAGCUGAAGCCCGAUGGAGACAAUAUCGAAGUGACUGAGGAGAACAAGAAGGAGUAUGUGGCGCUGAUGACGGAGUGGCGGUACAGCAGGAAUAUCGAGGAGCAGAUGAAUGCCUUCAUCACCGGCUUUAACUCUAUCAUUCCUCAGCAUUUGGUAAAGAUAUUCGAUGAGAAAGAGCUUGAGUUGCUGAUCGGAGGUUUGGCCGAGAUAGAUGUGGAGGAUUGGAAGGCAAAUACAGAGUAUCGCAACGGCUACCACGCCCAGCAUGAGACUGUGGUGAUGUUCUGGAAGGUUGUGGAGAGUUUCGAUAACGAGAUGAAGGCUCGUCUGCUUCAGUUUGUUACAGGAACUUCGCGCGUGCCUGUCAGUGGUUUCAAGGAGUUACACGGAAGUAAUGGGCCGCAGAAAUUCUGUAUUGAGAAGGUCAAUGCCGUCGAUGGACUGUGUCGCGCACACACGUGCUUUAACCGUGUAGAUCUCCCUCAAUAUGCGAGCUUAGAAUUGCUAAGCGAACGACUUGUCUUCGCCAUGGAGAACACGGCUGGUUUCUCCAAUGAAUAA
Molecule: messenger RNA, 2544 nt
Organism: Sphaeroforma arctica JP610
Lineage: Eukaryota; Ichthyosporea; Ichthyophonida
Exons: 12
Coding region: 1-2544 (847 amino acids)
Biological process (GO): ubiquitin-dependent protein catabolic process
Molecular function (GO): ubiquitin protein ligase activity; protein binding
Source: RefSeq, a predicted model, not a curated record